This is a messenger RNA of Plenodomus lingam JN3, 417 nucleotides long. The record is from RefSeq and is a predicted model, not a curated record. NCBI's taxonomy places the organism in Eukaryota, Fungi, Ascomycota, Dothideomycetes, Pleosporales, Leptosphaeriaceae.
AUGCCUACUCCGACGAUGUCUCCUCGGGACAGAUCUUCAGCUGAGGUGCUAGUGAAGAAGGGCUCAGACAUAACGGCUCCUGAUGGCCCCCAAACAGAAGGCAUGAUUCGCAUGCCUGCGCUUGUAGAUGUCUCGGAUCAAAUGUUAAUGAUCGCGAAACCGCACACAGCUUCUGCAGUUCAUCACCAUGGGGAAGAGGACACCAUCGUGUUCGCCUCGAAAGGUCACGGUGCCAUUGUGAGUGGACGGAAUGGAGAAAAGAGGCAAGAGCUGGCCCCUGGUGACUUUGCUUUGAUACCUGCGUAUGCCGAGCACCAAGAGGUCAACGAUAGCGAUGAGGAUGUCGUAUGGAUUAUCACUCGUGGUGGCAGAAAUCCGAUAGUACAGAACCUCGAAGGUUGGAGUAAGACGCAUUAA